AUGUCUGAAGAGAAUUUGAGGCCUGCCUAUGACGAUCAAGUUAAUGAGGAUGUCUACAAGAGAGGCGCUCAGAGCAAAUUGACCAAAGCUCGUAAGGCAGACUUCGACGAUGAAAAGGACAAAAAAAAGGAUAAUGACAAACACAUAGAUAAAAGACCAAAAAGCGGUCCUCGUUUGGAUGAAAAUGGCAAUCCACUUCCCAAGGAGCCUCGUCUCCCAAAGAGAAAGGUGGCUGUUAUGGUUGGUUACUGUGGUACUGGCUACCAUGGUAUGCAAUAUAAUCCACCAAAUCCAACCAUCGAGUCUGCCCUAUUCAAAGCAUUUGUUGAAGCAGGUGCUAUUUCCAAGGACAACUCCAACGAUUUGAAAAAGAAUGGAUUCAUGAGAGCUGCAAGAACUGAUAAGGGUGUCCAUGCUGGAGGUAAUUUAAUAUCAUUGAAAAUGAUUAUUGAAGAUCCUGAUAUCAAGCAGAAGAUCAACGAAAAGUUACCGGAAGGGAUAAGGGUAUGGGAUAUCGAGCGUGUGAACAAGGCGUUUGAUUGUAGAAAAAUGUGCAGUUCACGUUGGUACGAAUACUUAUUACCAACUUAUUCACUCAUUGGCCCCAAACCUGGUUCUAUACUUUAUAGAGACAUCGAAGAAAGUAAAACAGAAUUACCUGGUGUAUUAGAUGAAGAUUUGGAAUCCAAAGAAUUUUGGGAAGAGUUUAAAAAAGAUGCGAAUGAAAAAUUUUCAACAGAAGAAAUCGAAGCUAUAUUAGCAUAUGUUCCGCCCGCAAGAGAUGAAUUUGAUAUAAAUGAAGAACUAUACCAGAAGGUAAAAAAGUACAAGCAAUUAGAAAAUGCUCACCGUAGAAGAUAUCGUAUAUCCGCGGCAAAACUGGCCAAAUUCCGUGCUUCUACAAGUCAAUACCUUGGCGCUCAUAACUUCCAUAAUUUUACAUUAGGCAAGGACUUCAAAGAACCAAGUGCCAUUCGAUUUAUGAAAGAUAUAAAAGUAUCUGAUCCAUUUGUUAUUGGCGAUGCCCAAACAGAAUGGAUUUCCAUCAAGAUUCACGGCCAGUCUUUCAUGCUACAUCAAAUUCGUAAGAUGGUAUCAAUGGCAACCUUAAUUACCCGUUGUGGUUGCCCCGUCGAACGCAUUAGUCAGGCUUACGGACAGCAGAAGAUUAAUAUUCCGAAGGCACCUGCAUUAGGAUUAUUGUUAGAAGCUCCAGUAUUUGAAGGUUAUAAUAAAAGACUAGAACAGUUUGGUUACAAGGCGAUCGAUUUUUCCAAAUAUCAAGACGAAGUGGAUAAGUUCAAAAUGAAGCAUAUCUACGAUAAGAUCUACAAGGAAGAGGUGGACGAAAAUGUUUUUAAUGCGUUCUUUAGUUAUAUUGAUAGUUUCAACAAGGUUACUGGAGCACAGGGAGAAGAAACUGCCGAUAAAUCGGGACCUGCUGUGCAAAAGAGUAUCUUCGAAUUCUUGACAGCUAAGGGUAUCCCAGGUCUUACUGAUGCGCCCGAGAGCAAUAAGAAGAUUAAGCAAAGAAAAAGAAUGGAAGAGGAGGAAGCUGCUAGUAAAAAGGCUGAAAUAUCCAGCACCACUCAGAGCAACGAACCUGAAGUACAACCGGAAGCGGCAGCUAAUUAG
Saccharomyces cerevisiae S288C is the source of this 1635-nucleotide messenger RNA. RefSeq names its product pseudouridine synthase PUS1 (gene PUS1). The transcript has a single exon. Lineage: Eukaryota; Fungi; Ascomycota; Saccharomycetes; Saccharomycetales; Saccharomycetaceae. Gene Ontology annotation, molecular function: pseudouridine synthase activity; tRNA pseudouridine synthase activity; snRNA pseudouridine synthase activity. The coding region runs from base 1 to 1635 and encodes 544 amino acids. Gene Ontology annotation, biological process: tRNA pseudouridine synthesis; snRNA pseudouridine synthesis; RNA modification. Gene Ontology annotation, cellular component: nucleus; nuclear lumen. The record is from RefSeq and is marked reviewed.